AUGGCGGAUCUCUUCAGCAUUGCUGAAGAAAAUUUGCCAUUUGAGGAGAAUCUGAUAAAGAACCCUUACAAUGUUAAGGCCUGGCUCAGAUAUGUUCAAUUUCAGAAAUCAGGCUCUCCCCACAUUUUGUAUUUGACCUAUGAAAGAGCCUUAAAACAGUUACCUGGAAGUUAUAAAUUGUGGUACAAUUACUUGAAACUCCGACGUCAACACUCUAGAAGAAUGUGUCCUGGUAGUUUAAUUUAUGAAGAAACGAAUAAUGCACAUGAGCGCGCUCUUGUAACAAUGCACAAGAUGCCUCGUAUUUGGACGGAUUAUCUUCAAUUUCUAAUGUUUCAAGGUUAUAUAACGCUGACACGUCGUACGUUUGAUCGAGCCUUGAAAGCCUUGCCAAUUACACAACAUGAACGGAUAUGGCGUAUUUAUCUCAGAUUUGCUGACAAGCAUGGCGCGGAUGUAAAUGAAUCAUGUGCUCGCAUCUAUCGCCGUUACGUUAAGUUUGCCCCUGAUGAUAUUGAACGAUUUAUCAACUUUCUAAUGCGCAACGGGAAUGUUAAUGAGGCUGCCAUUCUCUUAGCGAAGGCAAUUAAUGAGGAGAAUUUCAUUAGUCGUGAGGGCAAAUCAAAAUUCCAGUUGUGGCAGGUGUUGUGUGACCUUCUCGUAAAAAACCCAACAAAAGUAACCUCUCUUGAUGCAGAUGCUAUUAUUCGGCAAGGAAUAAGUCGCUACACAGACCAGGUGGGAAUACUGUGGACUUCUUUGGCCGACUUUUACAUCCGAAGCGGAAAUCUUUCGCGAGCUAGGGAUGUUUACGCUGAAGCUAUUUCCACUGUCAUUACGGUCCGUGAUUUCAGUCAGACAUUCGACGCAUACGCGGAGUUCGAACAAUCUAUCACCAAAGCCCAUAUGGAGGCCCUGGAAAAGCGUUCGAAUGUAACUGAAACUGACGAAAUGGAAGUAGAGCUAUGCCUGGCCAGAUUGGAGUCGCUGAUGGAACGCCGACCUCUCCUACUAAAUAGCGUUCUUCUCAGACAAAAUCCGCAUAACGUAAACGACUGGCUGCAGCGAGUUGAACUACUCGAACCACAGGGUCCACGAAAGCAGAUUGAAGCGUUUAUGGAGGGUAUCAGCUCAGUAGAUCCGGCCAAAGCAACAGCUGGUCGACCAUCAACUUUGUGGAUAGAACUGGCACGUCUCUACGAAAAGCAUAAUCAGUUGUCGGACGCCAGGAUGGUUCUGCAGAAAGCAACUGGGGUCGGUUUUAUCCAUGUUGAGGACUUGGCCUCCAUUUGGUGUGAAUGGGCUGAAAUGGAAAUUCGUCAUGGUGAAGUCGAAACCGCUCUUCAACUGCUCGCGCGAGCUGUAACUCCGGUGGCUUCACACAAGGUUGACUACUACGAUCGCUCAGAACCGGUUCAAAAUCGCCUUCACAAGUCUAUACGGCUUUGGACCUUGUACACCGACCUAGAGGAGAGUUUCGGUACCUUCCAAACCACAAAGGCUGCUUACGACCGUAUGAUCGAUUAUCGGAUCGCUACGCCACAAAUUAUAAUGAACUAUGGUCUUUUCCUGGAAGAGCACAACUACUUUGAAGAGGCCUUCAAGGCCUACGAAAAGGGAGUCGCCAUCUUCCGAUGGCCAAACGUUUUUGAUAUUUGGGCGACGUAUCUCACAAACUUCAUGGAGCGCUAUGGAGGGAGCAAAUUAGAACGUGCUCGAGAUCUAUUUGAACAAUGCCUUGAAAAAUGUCCUUCUGAGUUUGCUAAGCAAUUAUACCUCUUGUACGCAAAACUUGAAGAAGAUCAUGGUCUGGCUCGACGCGCAAUCAAGAUUUAUGAGCGUGCAACCGAAGCAGUUGAACCGGAGGAGCGAUUCACUAUGUUCAAUAUCUACAUCCAGCGCAUCGCAGAUCUUCACGGCGUAACCCAUACACGGGCAGCCUACGAGCAAGCCAUCGAAAGGCUACCAGAGAAGCACGCUCGCCAAAUGUGCCUCCGUUUCGCUGAUUUGGAGAGGAAAUUGGGUGAAGUUGACCGCGCACGUGCUGUUUACGCUUAUGCUGCUCAAAUGUGUGAUCCCCGAACAGAGCCGGAAUUUUGGAAAAUUUGGAAGGAAUUUGAGCUAGCUCAUGGAAAUGAGGAUACACUGCGCGAAAUGCUUCGUAUCAAGCGCAGUGUGCAGGCUACUUAUAACACAAAAGUAAGCUUCAUGGCAAGUCAUCUAGCUGCUACAAAAGAGCGGGCCGAGAACCCAAUGCAAGCAGUCGAGUCGGCCAUCACAACAGAGGAGACCUCUGUAGCCAAACGACCACUAAUUGUUUUUAAAUCAGCUGGCGUUGUCAGUCAGGUAGGCUCCGAAGAUGGUAGCGGUGGUGGAGUUAUGAGUGGAACUGCCCUUAGCAAUCCAGAGGCCAUUGACAUUGAUUUACCAGUGGACAAUGAAGAUGAGGAUAGCGAAGGAAUGGAGGCAGAGGGAGAAGAGGCGAGAAUACUCGAAGACCGGGAAGACGGCUCAAAGUCUCGUCUUCGGAUCGAAAAGCAGCCGGUUCCUUCUGCUGUCUUUGGAAGUCUUAAGGACGAUAAUGAUGACUAA
Molecule: messenger RNA, 2592 nt
Organism: Echinococcus granulosus
Lineage: Eukaryota; Metazoa; Platyhelminthes; Cestoda; Cyclophyllidea; Taeniidae
Product: Pre-mRNA-splicing factor SYF1
Exons: 17
Coding region: 1-2592 (863 amino acids)
Biological process (GO): mRNA splicing, via spliceosome; generation of catalytic spliceosome for first transesterification step
Cellular component (GO): U2-type catalytic step 2 spliceosome; Prp19 complex; nucleus
Molecular function (GO): protein binding
Source: RefSeq, a predicted model, not a curated record